GCUUCAAGGAGUAUCCCGUCCAGCCUCGUGCAAUGCGUGCUCCCGAGGUCUAGUCAGCUCUCAUCGUUCCGACGUCUAGGCAUUCGAUGUCAAGGUCAGCCACUCUGCUGGGUUUUUGUUCGUGUCAUUGCGAGCAAAGCUCCCAACAUCAGGCACCCAGCUCGAGAACGCUAGACGCAACGGACCAUGCAGACAUUGUACUCGUACUCGUGCUACAGAACGUGACAAUGCGGAAGGCGACACUUGCAGCUCGCACCCGAUUGGACAUCAGCAACAAAGUAAGCUUGCAGAUCAAAAUAAUUCCCAUGGGGUCGGGAACUCAUGACCUGGGUUGUGCAGGCCUGAAUACGAUCACGAUGUCUAUGUUUGGCAUUGGUGUCUUCGAUGACGCGUGCAGCCCGGAACAGAAACUGACCUGACGAACAACGCGCUCUUACCGAAGGAGGCACCUGACAUGUAGUCCAUGCUCAGCCGCAAGGCCGCCACGAGCAAACCUCCAAGGACUGGUCACGAAGUCUCCUGAUGUUUGUAUAGCCACUUUGAUGAUGCGUUUGCC
This is a messenger RNA of Cucurbitaria berberidis CBS 394.84, 556 nucleotides long. RefSeq lists its product as uncharacterized. Bases 87 to 419 code for a protein of 110 amino acids. The transcript has 2 exons. The record is from RefSeq and is a predicted model, not a curated record. Lineage: Eukaryota; Fungi; Ascomycota; Dothideomycetes; Pleosporales; Cucurbitariaceae.